AUGCAUUCCUUUCCCGUCACAGAAACGCAGCAUGGGUUAAAAAUCUAUACCGAGGAAGGGUUUCCCGUUUCCCCCAGGAGUGUAGAAGAGAGGGCCAGUCAACAUCUGAUCAGACUUUGUGGUGAAUUAUAUGAUCAAGAUGCAGCCCAGCUCCAACUGAAAGUCCUUAGAUAUCUGGAAGAACAAACUCAGGCAGAAUGUGCAUUCCUGUAUCUUGUCGUACCAGAAACUCAAGAACUCUUUUGUCAAGUGAUAGGAAAGAAAAUUCUCCAAGAAGAAGAAAGGUUUCCAGGUCAAAGCAGUUGUUUUUCUGUUGCCCUGGAAACCAAACAACCAAUGACAUUAGAAGACAUUCCAAUGGAGAGUAGAAAAGCCAUAGAAGAAAAAAUAGAAUGCCCCUUGCGGUCAUUUUUAUGUGUGCCAGUGACAAGUCGAAGUAACAAUAACCUUAUUGCAUUGACGUGUGUAGCAAACAAACAAAAUGCAAACAGAUUUUCAGAUCGUGACAUAUCUUGUAUACACCAGUGCUUCCGAUACACAUCAACAGUCCUUACUAGUACAUUAGCCUUCCAGAAUGAAAGAAAACUUAAACAACAAACACAGGCCCUAUUGACAGUGGCCAGAGAUCUGUUCACAAACUUAGGUAAGUGUAGCUUGACAUAUGGUAAAGGUUUAGAGAACUUUCCAGUAAUAGAGUCUAGAGGAUGUGAAAUAAAUGUCUAUAAGAGUUUCUUUCUGGCUGCACCUUCUCAUGAUUUCUUUUUUGGUUCAAAAACUAAAAAUGAUUUAAGUGAAGAGGAAUUUGGUCCACUGUUUGAUGGGGAGUCUUCGUUUACAAAGUUAGAGAGUGAUGCAGAGGAUUUGAAAGGCACUAUUGCUGAUGAUAGUAUGGUAGUUGAAAAGGUCCUAGGGGAUGCAGCAGAACUGACUGAGACUAUUGCAGAAUUAGGUGUUAAAAUAAAGGAAGUUGUUGAUGUUAUCAAUGUAAUUGAGAUGGAAAAUAUGGAAAAUAUCAGAAAAGACACCACACUUAUGGAAAAGAAUACUGAUGAAAUGAUAAAUGCAUUUGUUGCCCAGGAGGAGUUGGAUGAAAAUGAAACUGAUGAAAGUACUGAAAUGCUUGUUACGGAUUUGGAAGCUUUAAAUUCAGAUUAUAGCAAUGAUGAUUCAACUAAAACUAUUAAUGGAGAAGAUAAUUUAGUCCAGUCUUCAGCUGAAAGUAUUACAGAUUUAGAUUCUUUUGAAACUAAAGAUGAGGAAAGGAGUGCAGAUGACGUUGUUUCUUAUGAUGAAGAUGACCUUAUAGCUUCAAUUGAAAAGUUAAAAGCAUCAUUUAAGGAAGAUACAAAAAAAUUCCAUGAGUCUCUUAAAUCUGAAACUGUAUUUACUGAAGGUAUUGUUUCACCUGAUGACUGUUUCUCCGAGUCAGAUUUAUCUUUUGCUACUGCUUUUAGUGACUAUGCUGAUAAUGACUCUAAUUUCUCUGAUAGAACAUUUGAUGAUGUUUAUGUAGAUAGUGUACAGUCAUUUUGUCCAGGUGUACACGAUAAAGAUGCUGGGGACUUUGUGCAGUUCCGGCCUGAUAUAUUAGGCUUUCCAGAAGAUGUUUUUGAAAAGGGUGUGAAUAGAUGUAAAAGUGAGCCACUUCACGUUGGUGAAAUUUCACCCAUUAUGGUAGAUAGCAAGGCAGACUUGAAUGAUGCUUUCCAUGUUGAAGAUCUGGAUGAUACUAUAAACACACUAUCAGAUUAUUGUGAAAAAGAUCUCUCUGAUUUAGAUAAGCUUUUUGCAACUGAAUCAAACUCGAGUGAAAAUAUUAAUGAGAGCAUUAAUACGAUAUCAAAUCAAGAAAAUCCCCUCUCUGAUCUUAGUGAUAACAUUGAAAAUGGCGAUAAUGAAUUCCAAGAGGGGACAAUCCUUGAUGAGUCUUCUGAAAAAGGUGAUAAUGUGAUAAGAAAAAAUCUGAAUUUUGAAAAACAUCAAUCUGAAAGUGAAGAAGAAGCUAAAGAAGCAAUGAUAUGUGUGAGUGAUGCUAAUAUUGCUGAUAUACAAGUACCUGUAACAGAGGCAGGAUCCAUUAGUUCUAAUGACCUCACCAAAUUGUUAAGAGAGAUUAUGCAACAAGCAAGGAACCUGACCCAUGCAGAAAGAUGUUCCGUGUUUCUGAUAGAUCAAGAUACAGACGAACUUGUGGCCAAAGUGUUUGAUGGCAUAACAACCAAAAAGGACAACGAAGUAAGCAGAUGCUUGGUUCAGGAAGAGAUUAGGAUGCCAAUAACUCAGGGUAUAGCAGGAAAAGUGGCCACCUCAGGAGAACUGCUCAACAUAAAAGAUGCAUAUUCCCAUCCCUUAUUCUAUAGAGGCAUUGAUGAUUCUACAGGAUUCCGAACUAGAAAUAUAUUAUGUUUUCCAAUCAAAGAUGAAAAAGGGAGAAUACUAGGUGUAGCCCAGCUUUGUAAUAAACAAAAUUGUCCAUGUUUUACAACGUUUGAUGAAGAGAUAGCUACUGCCUUCGGUAUUUACUGCUGUAUAAGCAUCAGCCAUUCACUGAUGUAUAAAAAAGUGAUAGACUCACAGGUCCGCAAUAGUUUAGCCAAUGAACUGAUGAUGUACCAUAUGAAGAGUUUAAUGUACAAGAAACUUUUGGAUACACAGCAUAGGAAAUCAUUAGCAAAUGAACUUAUGAUUUACCACAUGCAGGUGAGUCCAGAUGAUGUUCACGGUCUAGCAACAGUAGAUAUACCCCAUCCACGAAUGCUUCAUGCCAACUUUAUAGAGUUUUCCUACGCACCUAGAAGUCUACUGGAGGACAAAACACUUUUAGCUUGUUUAUCAAUGUUUGAAGAUUUGAAUCUUAUAUCAAGAUGGAGAAUUAGAAGAGAGACUAUAGCAAGAUUUGUUUUGAUGGUAAAGAAGGGUUACAGAAAUCCACCAUAUCACAACUGGAUGCAUGCCUACACUGUAGCACAGUUCUGUUAUCAGCUGAUCAAAAAUCUGAAACUGGAAAACACUCUAGAUGAUAUAGAGUUGUUUUCAUUAUUUGUGUCGUGUUUGUGCCAUGACAUUGAUCACAGAGGAACCAACAAUUCCUUCCAGACUGCUUCUAAAUCAGUUCUUGCUGCCUUAUAUAGUUCUGAAGGAUCGGUCUUGGAGAGACAUCAUUUUGCACAGACAAUGUGUAUUCUGAAUACGGAGGGUUGCAAUGUGUUUGAGAAUCUUAACAGCAAGGAUUACCAACAUGUUCUAGAUUUGAUGAGAGAAAUCAUAUUGGCCACUGAUCUGGCUCAUCAUUUUAAAAUACUUAAAAAUCUUAAAGACUUAGCUGAAAGGGGUAUUGAUAAGACCUCUGUGAAGGAAAGAAAGUUACUGCUAUGUCUGCUGAUGACUUCAUGUGAUUUGUCGGACCAGACAAGGCCAUGGGAAAAUACAAAGAGAGUGGCAGCACUGAUUUAUAAAGAGUUUUUCUCUCAGGGUGAUAUGGAGAAAGCAAAGGGUCUUGAACCAAGUGACAUGAUGGACAGAGAAAGGGCUCAGAUACCUGCCCUGCAAAUCAGCUUCCUGGACCAUGUUGCUUUACCUGUUUAUGUGUUAUUAGGAAAGCUGUUUAGUCCAGCAAAGGAGGUAGGAGAUAGGGUUGAAGAGAACAAGCAGCACUGGAUAAAGAUCUCUAACUUAAUCAAGUUAAAGCGAGGUGGUAGUCAGGCUAGAAUGACCUUUGAGGAAGUGUUGGCCAUUGAGAAUGAGGCUGAUGAUGAGACAACCCAUCUAGUGAACGGUUCAGAAACCAUGGGAUCGAAGUGUUAAUUGAAGGAACCAGAAACCAUGGGAUCCAAGUGUUAAUUGAAUAAACUAGAAACCAUGGGAUCGAAG
Messenger RNA from Ruditapes philippinarum (Manila clam), 3870 nucleotides. RefSeq names its product cGMP-dependent 3',5'-cyclic phosphodiesterase-like. Gene Ontology annotation, biological process: cGMP catabolic process; regulation of mitochondrion organization; positive regulation of gene expression. The coding region runs from base 1 to 3804 and encodes 1267 amino acids. The transcript has 26 exons. The record is from RefSeq and is a predicted model, not a curated record. Gene Ontology annotation, molecular function: 3',5'-cyclic-AMP phosphodiesterase activity; 3',5'-cyclic-GMP phosphodiesterase activity; protein homodimerization activity. NCBI's taxonomy places the organism in Eukaryota, Metazoa, Mollusca, Bivalvia, Venerida, Veneridae. Gene Ontology annotation, cellular component: mitochondrial matrix; mitochondrial inner membrane; synaptic membrane.